Molecule: messenger RNA, 1184 nt
Organism: Bactrocera oleae (olive fruit fly)
Lineage: Eukaryota; Metazoa; Arthropoda; Insecta; Diptera; Tephritidae
Product: alpha- and gamma-adaptin-binding protein p34
Source: RefSeq, a predicted model, not a curated record
GUCGCGGCUUGUCAAAUGCCAGUUGAAUGCGGAGCAGAGAUUAUUAAUAGAAACAAUACAAUACAGAGUGAUGCCCGUGUAUACUUAAUAAGAAAACAAGAAUUGGUUUUGCAAUAUUAAAUAAAUCAUGACAACAAAAAUGAUAUAUUCAAAGAUUUAAACAUUAACAUUAUCAAGCUUAAUCGCAUAUAGAUAUACUUUAUAGAAAUAUAAAAAAGUGUAUUAGUAUAAGCAAUAAAUAUAUACUCUUUAAUGCUAAAAAUGUGUUAUAUCAAACAUGCUGUGUUUAAGGGGCAAUUCAUCAGUCUGCAAGUUGUUCAAUUAAAAACAAAACUUCUCAACGACGAGUCAUAAAUUUGAUUGUCUAAUACUAUCAGUGAAUCAAUAUUUUCAACGUAUUAAUUAAAAGUAAAAAUGAAACCUGUGGUAAUUUUGACAUCGUGUGGCGAGCAAAAGCCGGACAAAAUAGCGAGAGAUAUUCUUGUUAGCAAUGGAAACGCUAUAGACAAACCUGUAACCAUACCGUUUGGAUCAUCAACAUUUGUGACUUAUUUAUGCGAUCUUAAAACAAAAUAUUACGAAAACACCAUCGCUUUGUUACCUUAUGAGGGAGAUAUCCGUGAACUACCUGAAGAUCUUUUAAGUGCCACAGAAAUGUUAAUAGCUUACUUUGAUCCAUAUGAUAAAACUUUCAAAUCUCACUUAAGUGAAUAUUGCAAUUUUCUAACUAACAACGACAUUGAGUUGGGAUUAUUACUGACUAGCAAACUCUACGAUGAUGCUAAACAAGGCCUGACUUAUGGUACGGUGAAAGAAAGUUGUAAAUUUCAAUUUGAUGUAAUUGAAUUAUGUAAUGAUGACGAUGAUAGUGAGACAACGGGAUAUACGGAAGUUGUUGAAGUAUUAAAAAAUAAUGUAUGGUCAAACGUCACAGUUCCAGGUGCCAACACAGAGGAACUUGAUGGUGAUCUGGAAGAACAAUUGGAAGGCUUCGAAAAUUUAAUAACGAGCAUACAAAAUUUCAAAAGAAUUUCGAGUGGAAUGGAAAGGGAUCAAAGGCUUAAUGAGGCGGAAAAAUUAGCAGAUCUCUUUAUAAAAAUGAUGAGCGAAGAUAAAUAAUGUGAUAUCUAUGGUAUUUUGAUUAAGUUAAAUAUAUAUAUUUAAAAUAUACAACAUAUUCUGUA